AUGUCGCGUGCCAUCCAUGAGCCUGAUAUAGGCGCGCCGCCCAAUGAAUAUACCUCACUAAUCCCCGAACCGACCCAAAAUCCUACCACAUGGAGCGAAAUUGAGGCUCAACGAAAAUGGACGGCUCCGGCCAAAUCGUUGUUCGCAGAGUGCUGGCAAUUAUUGAAGGACUCUUUGCCCGUGAUAUUCGGAUAUACAUUGCAAAUGAGUCUACAAACGUCCACGGCGAUUGUUAUAGGACAAUCAUCCCCCAUGAACCUGGCCGUCGCAGCUUUUGCACAGAUGUUUGCGCUGGUGACUGGAUGGAUGAUUGCUCUGGGAGGAACAACCGCCCUCGAUACUAUUGCUUCCUCAACCUUUACAGGGAGUGAGGAUAAACACGACCUUGGAAUUCUGCUGCAGCGAGCCCUAUUCGUUUUGUCAAUGUUCUUUGUCCCGGUCGCCAUUCUCUGGGCAUGCUCCGAUUCUGUCUUCCGGGCUCUUGGUCAAGACCCGGAGCUUUCCUACCUGAGCUCACAGUAUCUGACCGUACUGAUUCCAGGGGGGCUGGGGUAUAUUUUUUUUGAAGUCAUGAAGAAGUACUUGCAGGCGCAAGGAAUCACGAGAGCCGGAACGUACGUGAUGUUGAUUGUCUUACCGUGCCACAUCGGAAUGACUUAUGUAUUCUGUUAUACACUCAAAAUUGGUCUUCUCGGUGCCCCUCUAGCUUCCGAUAUCUCCUACUGGUUCGCAUUUGCUUUAUUGGUCUUACACAGCAAAUUCAUCGCUGGGUCCGAGUGCUGGGGCGGGUGGUCAUGGGCGGCUUUCGACAACACGUGGACGUUCGUGCGAUUGUCACUCCUGGGUAUUAUGCACAUCGGCACGGAGUGGUUGGCCUUUGAGAUUGUAGCAUUGGCAGCAGGACGUCUCGGGACGAUCGCCCUAGCAGCCCAGAGCGUGAUCAUGACUGCUGAUUCCGUGAUGAAUACAAUCCCCUUCGGUCUCGGUGUGGCAACGUCAUCCCGCAUCGGCAAUCUGCUCGGAGCCCGCAAUGCAAAGGGGGCGGCACGCACGGCUCAUAUUUCGGCUUUUCUAGCGAUCUUUCUGGGAUCGAUUGUUUUGGCAGUGUUGAUGGGAAGCCGCGAUCACUUUGCCAAAAUCUUCAACGAUGAUCCGCGAGUGGCGGAGCUGGUAUCGGAAAUCAUGCCACUGGUUGCUCUAUUCCAGAUUGCAGAUGGAAUCAAUGGAAGUUGUGGUGGCAGUCUGCGUGGCAUGGGUCGACAGCAUAUUGGCGCUGUCGUGAAUAUUGUCAGCUACUAUCUCUUUGCCCUGCCGCUGGGGAUUUACCUUGCUUUCCAUGGCUGGGGACUAAAAGGCCUCUGGGUUGGCCAGUGUGUUGCACUAUACUGCGUUGGAGUUGUGCAGUGGAUCAUUGUUGCUAUUAGUCGAUGGGACAAGGAGGUCAUUAAGGCAUUCGACCGUAUGGAUACUCAUGAUGACCUCGGCACCUAG
Molecule: messenger RNA, 1491 nt
Organism: Penicillium longicatenatum
Lineage: Eukaryota; Fungi; Ascomycota; Eurotiomycetes; Eurotiales; Aspergillaceae
Product: MATE family efflux transporter
Exons: 2
Coding region: 1-1491 (496 amino acids)
Biological process (GO): xenobiotic detoxification by transmembrane export across the plasma membrane
Cellular component (GO): membrane
Molecular function (GO): xenobiotic transmembrane transporter activity; antiporter activity
Source: RefSeq, a predicted model, not a curated record